AUGGGUUCCCUCAAGGAUGUCGAGGCCUCCCAUGAUGACCACAAGGAGCCUGUGGCUCUGGAGAUGGACGACGUCUUGAAGGAUCCCAGGGCUGCCACCGAGCUCAACGAAGCUGCUAUGGACUUCGAGAUUCAGCAGUUGGAGGAGCAGCUGCGGGAGCUGAAGCAGCCUCGCUUCCUUUUCACCUUGUCCAACCCGGCAUAUUUCACCUAUAUUCUGGUCGCCUUUGCCUCCAUGGGAGGUCUGCUCUCGGGUCUGGACCAGUCCCUGAUCAGUGGUGCCAAUCUCUUCAUGCCCGGCGACCUGCACCUGUCCGCCAGUCAAGGGAGUUUGGUGAAUGCCGGUAUGCCCCUGGGGGCCGUCGGCGGUGCUCUUGUCCUCUCGCCGGCCAACGAGCUACUGGGUCGUCGCAUGGCUAUCAUUGUAUCUUGUAUCCUCUACACUAUCGGUGCCGCCCUGGAGGCGGGUGCCGUGGACUUUGGCUUGAUGUUUGCCGGUCGGUUCAUCCUGGGUAUGGGGGUUGGUCUUGAGGGCGGCACGGUUCCUGUCUAUGUUGCCGAAUGUGUCCCCGGGCGGAUCCGUGGGAACUUGGUCUCGCUCUACCAGUUGAAUAUCGCCCUCGGGGAGGUCCUGGGUUAUGCUGUGGCCGCUAUCUUCGUGGAUGUGAAAUCCGGCAACUGGCGGUACAUCCUCGGUUCCUCGCUUGUCUUCUCAACCAUCCUCCUGGUGGGCAUGUUGUUCCUUCCGGAAAGCCCGCGUUUCCUGAUGCAUAAGGGCAAACCGGUAGAAGCGUAUGGCGUGUGGAAGCGCAUCCGCGGCGUGGACACACUCGAGGCCAAGGACGAGUUCCUGGGCAUGCGGCAGGCCGUCACAAUGGAGAACGAGGAGCAGCAGCGCACCAAGAAGUUGGCCUGGAUGGACUUCUUCACUAACCCCCGUGCGCGCCGUGCCAUGGUCUACGCCAACGUCAUGGUCUUUUUGGGCCAGUUUACCGGUGUCAACGCCGUGAUGUACUACAUGGGGGUGCUGAUGACCAAGAUCGGAUUCGACGACCGCACCAGCGUCUUCAUGUCGUUGGUCGGCGGUGGCUCCCUGCUGAUCGGCACCAUCCCGGCCGUCAUGUACAUGGAGAAAUUCGGCCGCCGCUACUGGGCCAACGCAAUGCUCCCGGGCUUUUUCAUCGGUCUGGUGCUUGUCGGCGUGGGAUACACGAUCGACUACGGCAAACACCCCGCCGCCGCCGAAGGAGUCUACCUAACCGGCAUCAUCCUGUACAUGGGGUUUUUCGGUUCCUACGCCUGUCUGACCUGGGUCAUCCCCGCCGAGGUCUUCCCCACCUAUUUGCGCAGUUACGGCAUGACGACCGCCGAUACCAACCUUUUCCUCUGCUCCUUUAUCGUGACUUACAACUUCACCGCCAUGAUGAACUCCAUGACCCGGAUCGGCCUCACCCUGGGCUUCUACGGUGGCAUUGCCGCUAUCGGCUGGGUCUACCAGAUCCUAUUCAUGCCCGAGACGAAGAACAAGUCUCUCGAGGAGAUUGACGAACUGUUUUCGCGCCCAACUUCCUCGAUAGUGCGUGAGAAUGUGAAGAAUACUGCCCAGGUCAUUCGAGACCUGCUCCACCUCCGCCUUUGGAAGGUCUUUGUCCCUAGUGCUUAG
This is a messenger RNA of Aspergillus tanneri, 1662 nucleotides long. RefSeq names its product putative MFS sugar transporter. The record is from RefSeq and is a predicted model, not a curated record. Gene Ontology annotation, cellular component: membrane. The transcript is spliced from 2 exons. Bases 1 to 1662 code for a protein of 553 amino acids. NCBI's taxonomy places the organism in Eukaryota, Fungi, Ascomycota, Eurotiomycetes, Eurotiales, Aspergillaceae. Gene Ontology annotation, molecular function: myo-inositol:proton symporter activity. Gene Ontology annotation, biological process: transmembrane transport.